UCGUAUGAUAUAUGGCGUGUGAUUGUUUGGUUUUUUCGUCGCGCGUGAAUGGCUGGAAAGAACGUGACGAGGGUGAAUGUAGCGUUAUUUCGAGACGCUUCUUCUGUUCAUCCAGUGACAAUGAGAUGAUACGUGGCUGCAAUCGUGCCAAGAUCUAAGAACACUGAUAAUUUCGAGGCUACAAGUGAACUAUGUUCUUAGAAUGGCCCAUGCCAUGAUCUGGAGCGAUUUGUUUAUUGUCAUUUCUAUUCUAUGGUGCGGCACAUUUUCUAGCCAUGGCUCACCUAUUCUUCUCUUUGCCACACAUAAGGACCUCAGAAUGGCUAAUGUGUCUCGCAACAACAAGGUCAAUAUCAUUAUUAAAGAGCUAUCGGAGGGUGCGGCGCUGGAUUUCUAUUAUGAACGCGGCUUGAUCUGCUGGUCCGAUAGUGGUCUGGAGAUGAUACAAUGCGCACACUCCAAUGGCACGUAUACAAGUGAAAGAAUGACUGUGGUGAACUCCAGACUGAUAUCACCCGAUGGUCUUGCCUGUGAUUGGUAUACGGGCAAGCUAUAUUGGACGGAUGGCGAGAAAAAUCUGAUCGAGGUGACUAGUAUCGAUGGUCGUCAUAGGAAGGUGCUGUUCUGGACGGACAUUUAUCAGCCACGCGCGAUUGCUUUAGCACCGAUGAAGGGUCUUCUUUUCUGGACCGAUUGGGGCGACAUACCUAAGAUCGAACGCGCCAGUAUGGAUGGCGAUCCGAGUACACGCGAGGUGAUUGUGUCCGAAAAUAUAUUCUGGCCGAACGGUUUAACAAUAGAUUAUCAGCACGAACUCAUCUACUGGGCGGAUGGCAGACUGUGGUUCAUCGCUGUAAUGGAUUAUCACGGUCGCAAUAGACGUACAUUAAUUAGCAAGGGCCUGGACUAUCCAUUCGCUAUCACUUUCUUGGAGGAUCGAUUGUAUUGGACCGACUGGAAGACCUGGUGCAUCCACACGUUCGACAUGCGUCAGUCACAAUACACGAGUCCGCGCGAAUUAUUUCAUGGAGAAUAUAUACCUGGAGACAUUAAAGUUUGGGAUGCAAGAAGGCAACCUUAUGGCGACAAUCCCUGCAAAUCUAACAAUGGUAAUUGUUCCCAUCUGUGUUUACUGAGUGCGGGAGAGCGCGGUUACAGUUGUGCUUGUCCUACGGGCAUCAAGCUACUGGAUGAUUAUACAUGCGCCAAGGGACCGCAGGAGCUGCUGCUGGUCGUCCAGCGAAACGAGAUCUGUCGAAUAUCCUUGGACUCGCCUGACUACACUAACUUUGCCCUGCCGCUUACUGGCAUCAAGCACGCGAUCGCGAUCGAUUUUGAUACAGUAGACAAAAUGUUAUACUGGACCGAUGAACAGGCCUGUGCCAUUAGACGCGCUUACUUGGAUGGAUCGAGUCAAGAAGAUGUAAUCGUCGCGGAGGUAGUGAAUCCAGAUGGAGUCGCGAUAGACUGGAUCGCCCGCAAUCUGUAUUGGACAGACACGGGAACGGAUCGGAUUGAGGUGGCGCGAUUGAACGGCACCAAUCGACGUGUACUGGUGAACGAGGAUCUAAUUGAACCGCGGGCAAUCGCGGUCGCACCUGAGCAUGGCCUAAUGUUCUGGACCGAUUGGAACGAAAAGCGGCCUAAGAUCGAGCGAAGCAAUCUUGAUGGCACCGAACGAAUCGCACUCAUUAUCAAAGACAUCGUUUGGCCAAACGGCAUUGCCCUGGACCUCGAACGCGGAAAAAUUUAUUGGUGUGACGCCAAGACCGACAAGAUCGAGGUAGCCAAUAUGGAUGGUACCGAUCGCCGCGAGAUUAUUACCGACAAUCUACCGCAUCUGUUCGGUCUGAGUCUGUUGGGCGAUUAUCUAUACUGGACCGAUUGGCAGCGACGUAGCAUCGAUCGGGCGCAUAAGCUCACCGGCAGUAAUCGGGAAGUCAUCGUUGACCAGGUGCCUAACGUAAUGGGACUCAAGGCUAUACAUCUCGGUCGAGUGAACGCCAGCAAGUCGCCGUGCGCUCGCGACAAUGGUGGUUGCAGCCAUCUCUGUCUCAAUAGGCUUCACAAUAGGUACGUUUGCGCCUGUGAGAUCGGUUAUGAAUUAACCAAGGACAAGCGCACGUGCAUCGUGCCAGACGCUUUCCUGCUGUUUGCCAGGAAAGAGAACCUUGGCCGGAUCAGCAUCGAGAAUACCAAUAACGAUAAUAUUAUACCUGUCACAGGUAUCAAAGAAGCCAGCGCCUUGGACUUUGAUUUACUCGAGAAUCGUAUCUAUUGGACGGAUGUUAAAAUUAAAGCCAUUACACGUGCCUUUAUGAAUGGAUCGGACAUGGAAAGAGUGGUCGAUCUCGGCCUAGAAUCGCCGGAGGGUCUUGCGUUAGAUUGGAUCGCGCACAAUCUUUAUUGGAGCGACAUUAACAUGCGUAGGAUAGAGAUGAUCAGAUUGGAAGGUGGCAGCAGAAAGGUACUCGUGUGGCAAAACCUCAUCGAGCCCAAGUCUCUGGCUCUAGAUCCUGCGAAAGGCCACAUGUACUGGGCCGAAUGGGGCGAUGCUGGCAGCAUAGAGAGAGCUUUAUUGGACGGCACGCAACGACAAGUGACUGUCUCAAACAUCGGCCGAGCAAACGGUCUGACCCUCGAUCACGUCGCGCGAAAGCUCUAUUGGGCCGAUGUCUCCACGCCCGCGAUUGACUGUUUCGAUCUUCUCGCACGAAAGAAGGAAGUCAUCAUCUCGCACGACAUAGGCUAUCCUUUCAGUAUCACGCAAUAUCGCGAUUACAUCUACUGGACUGAUUGGAACACAGACGACAUUGAGCGGGCAGAUAAGCUGACCGGAGCGAAUCGAACCAAAAUCCAUGACAAGCUGGAAUCUGUGACAGAUCUCAAGAUAUUCCACGAGUCCAGGCAGACCGGCUGGAAUCCGUGCGCCAUUACGAAUGGUAAUUGUAGUCACCUCUGCAUCGCUUUGCCAGGACCAACCGAAGGCGGUGCUUCCGUCACGCACAGAUGCGCGUGUCCCACGCACUACGCACUAUCACCGGAUAAUCGGACGUGCGUGGCGCCUCGGCAGUUUAUGAUCUACAGUUUGCGCAACGCAAUCGCGCGUUACUUGCCUGAUGAAGCGCAUGACUGUGCGGAUGUGGUACUGCGUGUGCCAGGCCUGAAGAACGUCCGGGCGAUCGAGUUCGAUCCAGUGACGCAGCACGUCUACUGGAUCGACGGGCGCACCAUGUCGAUUCGUCGUGCCCUCGAGAAUCGCACGCAGCAGCAGCACAGCAGCAAGGUUGUGGUGUUCACCGGCGGGACCGGGCAUCCGUUCGAUCUCGCACUGGAUCCCCUUGGCAGAUUGCUCUUCUGGACAUGUAGCGAGAACGACGCCAUUAACGUCACGCGAUUGGACAAUGGCUCGGCCCUAGGUGUCGUGGUGAAGGGCGACAGCGAGAAACCGCGUAAUAUUGCCAUUCACUCGCGGCGGCGAUUGCUCUUUUGGACAGACGUGGGCAAGAGGAUGCGAGUGAUGCGCAGCAAAAUGGAUGGCAAGGAACGCCACGUGAUCGCUGGCGACCUGCCGGAGCAGCCGACUGGUUUGACCAUCGAUGCUGCGACCAACAUCGUCUUUUGGGCCUACGGUAGGCAGAUCGAGUGUGCUGACUUCAACGGCGGCAACCGCAGAAUUCUAGUGGCCGCCGCUACUAAACAGACUUCGCCGAUUCAUUUAGCGGUGCUUUAUGAUCAUCUCUACUGGUACGAUCGUGAUGUCCAGGCGAUUGAGGGAGUUGACAAGGUAUCCGGCUCAAGUCUCAAGCAAAGCGCCCUGAUGUCGACUAGUCGCGCGCUUACGGAUCUCAUUGCAGUCAACACACCUGAGGACUCGCUCAUGGAGACGCAUGUGUGUAGCCCGUUCAAUGACUACGGUGGCUGUUCGCAUUUCUGUAUCGGCAUCACCACUAUUAUCGGCACCGGUGCCGACAAUGGCGCCUCAGUGUUACCGCGUUGCUCGUGCCCGAGAUCCUUGGUCCUGUCUGAUGACGGUCGAACGUGUCGUACGGCACCUGCUUGUGGAAACGAGCACUUCACGUGUGCCGGAUCAAGUUCGGCUACAGGCAAGGACUGCAUCCCUGUCCUGUGGAAGUGCGAUGGUCAGACUGAUUGUCCAGAUGGUAGCGACGAACUGGGAUGUCCCAUGUGCACCCGCGAACAAUUCAGGUGUCAGAACCGUUGUAUUGAUCUAUCUAUGGUGUGCGAUGGGACACCGCAAUGCUCGGAUGGAUUGGAUGAGGAGCACUGCUGCCAGCCCGGACAAUUUCAAUGCAGAAGCGGUGUUUGCAUCGCCGGGAGAUCCAUAUGCGAUGGUUGGGAUGAUUGUGCUGAUGGCAGCGACGAGCUAUCGCCAGUUUGUGCUGAUCCACAUAAUCCGCACCGUCAGAACAGUGGAUCCAGAGCACCUAGCGAGUCUGGCAAGAUGACUUACAUCAUCGUUAUUCUAAUAGUAGUGAUCGUGGCUGUUGCGAUCAUUUUAAGUUACUAUUACUGCCGCAGAAGGUUUACUGGAAAUGAAGGUCUGCCCGAUAUCUUACAUGAUUCGGCGGGAGAUCCGUUAUCGCCGAAACCAAAUAAUAAUCGAACAGUAAAGCCAAUAUUCGCUUCGCAGAAAAAUAACAGGAAGGACGUAGGAACAGGAGGAGGUCUCAAAGCUGGAAUGGAAGCCGUAAGGAUGUCUAUGCUAAACGGGAGCAGUUUUGGUUCUAGUUAUGAUCGCAGUCAUAUCACAGGAGCGUCAAGCUCUACCAGGGGAAGCUCCGCGGGUGGAUAUCCCCAGGAGACGUUGAACCCACCACCGAGUCCGGCGACCAUCGCUAGUUCGACACGUUGCUCGAGCAGCAACGCGUCUCGGUACAAGCCAUAUCGACACUACAGGAGUAUUAAUCAACCACCACCUCCUACUCCGUGCAGCACCGAUGUCUGCGACGAGUCGGAUAGCAAUUACCCAGCGCGUUACCGUUAUGAGAGUGAGCCGUUUCCACCGCCGCCUACUCCACGCUCUGUCUAUCACAGCGACGCGGCGAUUAGCUGUCCGCCGUCUCCCAGCUCCAGAUCGUCCACGUAUUUCAGUCCUCUACCACCGCCGCCGUCGCCAGUGCCUUGAGAUUAAUCUUGAUCAAAGAUAGAUAGUAAUUUUUAACUGACAUCAGUAUUUCUUUUAUUCGAUAUUAAACAACGUCGCGCGCAGAAUACUCGACCAAGAUAUUCAUACAAUUACUUAAACAAGAUCAAAAAUUCAAUCUAACAAAAUUAGACUUAUAGCAAUAAUAUUUGAGAGAGAAAGAGUUAUCUUUCAUCUAUCAGGAUUUUUUUUAUGAUUCCCACCAACUCAUUAAUCGUCCUUUUUACGGGACAAAGUUUUUAUUAUUUUUUAAUCUUUAUUAUAUAGGAAAAGGAAAAUUUUGACGAUGAAUAAUCUUCCUUUAAGCUUUAAGUUUUUUAGAAAAAUAAC
Messenger RNA from Camponotus floridanus (Florida carpenter ant), 5497 nucleotides. RefSeq names its product low-density lipoprotein receptor-related protein 6 (gene arr). Bases 203 to 5149 code for a protein of 1648 amino acids. Gene Ontology annotation, molecular function: protein binding. The record is from RefSeq and is a predicted model, not a curated record. Lineage: Eukaryota; Metazoa; Arthropoda; Insecta; Hymenoptera; Formicidae. The transcript is spliced from 11 exons.